Molecule: messenger RNA, 2730 nt
Organism: Daktulosphaira vitifoliae (grape phylloxera)
Lineage: Eukaryota; Metazoa; Arthropoda; Insecta; Hemiptera; Phylloxeridae
Gene: ACOX1
Product: probable peroxisomal acyl-coenzyme A oxidase 1
Exons: 14
Coding region: 163-2196 (677 amino acids)
Biological process (GO): lipid homeostasis; fatty acid beta-oxidation using acyl-CoA oxidase
Cellular component (GO): peroxisome
Molecular function (GO): acyl-CoA oxidase activity; fatty acid binding; FAD binding
Source: RefSeq, a predicted model, not a curated record
GUGGCGAAAUCUUAUGGUAUAAUUAUCUCUUAUAACAGACUAUCAAUACUUAUGAAUAUUAUAAGUGAAAUUGUAAAUGUUAACGUUGUAGCAAUGGCCAUAUAUUAAAUUUACUUUGACGUAUUCUGCCAUUCUUGCUUUUAUAUUUUAGUUAGAUAAGAAAUGUUCAACAAUUUUUUGCCCAAAAUGAAAUCAACAAUUAAUGAGGAUCUAAAGAAUGAACGUUUGAAAUGCACUUUUAAUGUUGAAGAGCUUACAAAUUUCUUAGAUGGUGGUACUAGCAAGACUGAAGCCAGAAGAAAAUUAGAAACUUUUUUCUUGUCUGAUGCACGAUUAAAAGAUGAUAUUCCUAUGGAAUAUUUAAGUCAUAAAGAACGAUAUGAACAUGCUGUACGAAAAAGUUGUAUACUCUUUAAAAAAAUAACCGAAUGGCAAGAACAAGAUGAUAAUACUGGGGGAUCAGUUGAUAUAUACCAAGCACUCUUAGGAGGUUUACUUGGUAGUGCUGUUAUUAAAGACGGAACACCAUUUUCUGUGCAUUAUGUCAUGUUUAUUCCAACUAUUAUGGGACAAGGUACUUUAGAACAACAAGGCAAAUGGAUCAGUCGAGCUUUUAGUAACCAAAUUCUUGGAACAUAUGCUCAGACUGAACUUGGUCAUGGAACAUUCAUUCGUGGCUUAGAAACUACUUGUACAUAUGAUCCAUCCACAGAGGAGUUUGUGUUAAAUAGUCCCACAUUAACAUCAUAUAAAUGGUGGCCAGGUGGAUUAGGACAUACCUGUAAUUAUGCAGUUGUUGUUGCUCAACUUUAUACUCAAGGAAAAUGUCAUGGUAUACAUCCAUUUAUUGUUCAAAUUAGAGAUGAAGAAACAUGGAUGCCAAUGCCUGGGAUUAAAAUUGGCGAAAUUGGUAGCAAAUUUGGUAUGAAUUCAACAAAUAAUGGUUAUUUAGCUUUUGAUCAAGUCAGAAUUCCAAGAAUGAAUAUGUUAAUGAAAAAUGCUAAAGUUUUCAAAGAUGGAACUUAUCAAAAAUCAUUGAGUGAUAAAUUGACUUAUGGUACCAUGAUAUUUGUGCGUGUAGCUAUUGUAAGAGAUUUAGUUGUUAAUUAUUUGGCAAAAGCAGCUACAAUAGCAACUAGAUAUAGUGCUGUUAGAAGACAAUCAGAACUAAAACCUGGAGAACGUGAACCUCAAAUUAUAGAUUAUCAAACGCAACAAUUUAAAUUAUUUCCAGUCAUAGCUACUAGUAUUGCAUUUAGGUUUGCUGCAACAUGGCUUUGGAAUGUAUAUAAUGAUGUUACAUCAAGAUUAGAACAAGGUGAUAUGGAACGAUUGCCCGAGUUACAUGCUAUGGCAUGCUGCUUGAAAGCUGUAGGUACUGCUGACGCUGCUAUUGGUGUGACAACAUGUCGUUUGGCUUGUGGUGGUCAUGGUUAUAUGAAUAAUAGUAACUUACCAAACACAUAUGCCAUGACAACUGCAGCAGAAACAUAUGAGGGAGAGAAUACCGUAUUACUGUUACAAACUGCUAGAUUCUUAAUGAAAGCUUUUCAAGAAUCCAAAACAGGAAAAGAGUUAACUGAAACUGUAAAAUAUUUUAGUAAUUUUAAAAGUCUUAGACGUGCAAAUUGGACAACCGAAUUAAAUUGUAUGGCUAGUGCAUUCUAUCAAGUAGCAGGAAGUUUGAUGGAAAAAUGUUAUUUUUCUAUAAAUUUAUUGGUUAAAUCAGGUGUACAAUAUGAAGAUGCUUGGAAUCAGACAUCUAUUCAGUUGAUUAAAGCGAGUGAAGCCCAUUGUAGAGCUUUUGUAAUUAACUCAUUCUUAGCAACACUUGAAAAUGUCCAACUUUCUCCAGAACUCAAAGCUGUAUUAGAUCAACUUGCCCAAUUAAUUUCCGUUCAUUGGACAUUAAACAAAUUAGGAGACUUUUUACUGUUUUCUAAUUUGAAAUCAUGUGAUGUAUCAACAUUGAACUCAUUGUUAGAAAACUGCUUGAUGAAUAUUAGGCCUAAUGCUAUUGGAUUAGUAGAUAGCUUUGAUAUGAGGGAUGAAAUUUUGGGUUCUCCAUUAGGGGCUUAUGAUGGAAAUGUUUAUGAACGCCUUAUUAAUGAAGCUAAUAAAAGUCCUUUAAAUAAAGAACCUGUCAAUGAAUCUUUUCAAAAAUAUUUAAAGCCAUUUAUUAAAUCUAACAUGUAAAUGAACAUUUUAAUGUGAAUUAUAUUUAUUUAAAGGCUUAAAUGAAGUAAUUAUUCAAUGGUCAAACUUUUUACUGUUAUUUAUUUAUGUUAGGUUAAAUUAUAUGUACCAAUAGAAAGUGAUAUUUCUAUAGGUUUGAAAAUUGUACUGUGUUAAUUUCAAUUUAUACACAAUGGUUUUUGUGUAUAUUUUGUGCAUUUAAAAUUGGUACAAAGAAAAAUUAUGAUAAUUAUGUCAAAAUUUUAUAAAUUAUUAUAACUGUUUAUUUAUAAAACUCAUUAAAUUAUUGUUUUUUAUAUUUUAUAAAAUACUUUUUAAUUAUAUAUCUAAAUCAUAUUUAGAUUUUUAAAUACUAUGUAGUUGGGGUGUAUUUAGAAAUUUAUAGGUAGGUAGGUGACAAAAACAAUCAUAAAUUUAAAUUUUUUAUGUUUUAUUAAAUUAAUGUUUAUAUAUAAUGUUAAAUGUUUAAUUUAUGAAUGUUAUAAAACUUAUAUGUAAUUUGUGUAAUAAUAUAAUAAUUUUUUUAUUGUACGA